GCGAGUGGGGGGACUGGUGCUUGCGUGCAGGGGUAGGGUUCCAGUCUCCAGCCUAGGGACCUCUGUUUGACCACCAUAGUUUAUACACCAACCAAAAGGAAUAACAAUAGUUUGGGAGCCUUGGAGAGUGGAGUGUUAAAGGUACACACAUCUCUAGGAAAGAGGUUAACUUUCUUAACUCUGUUGUUAUGCUAGUAUGAUGCUACUGUGCAGAAAGGAUAAUCUUGAGUACAGGGAAAAAGCUUAUGUGAUUUACUGGUAAAGGCCGAGUCUGUAAAGAGGAUGAGGUUGUUGGUACGAGUACGACCCCUAGUUCAAUUGCACAUGUAUGAGUUUCUAGGGCAGUACUUGUAGCCAGCUUUGCGUGGGCUCAUGUGACGAGACAUUUGCAUUUGUAAUGAGGGAAAAAAGUAAAAGCUUUUUUUUGUGUGUGAAUUAAUUUCUCAUGGCUAGAGAAAGUGAGACACUGACUUGUGGACUCCUGUCUAGUGGUCUAGUAGCUCUGAAAGGACUAAAAAACACGAGACGUGACAUGGCCUUGUUUAGAUCUCAGCUAUCCCAGUCCUGCUGCUCUGGACCGAGACUGGUGUAGUGGUGUUCUCCCUCCUCCCUCUUCACUUCUUCUGUUCUCCUCACUCUCUCCCUUGCUCGCUGUCCACUCGCACCCACCCCAGCAAGGAAGAAUGGAGUACGAGAGGAUUCAUCAGAAGGCACAGCUAAUCUCCUGGAGUUCCAUUGAUACUCCUUUAAGAAAAAAUUGAGAACAAAGUGGACGAACCAUGAACUGAAGCGCAUGAACCGAUAAUGGCUUAGUAGAAUGUUAGUACCAGUUUCUGGAGUUUCCGGCUGGUGCCCUUUCUCCAACAAAGCUAAGGAUGAAGAUUAUGGGAGCCCACAAUCGAGUGAGAGUUAUCACCAGCAACUCAUCAUCGCGAACAUCACCUGCAAAAAACAUUGAGGCGUCACAAGCGCAGAACAGGCUGCUAGUCUGUGAUGUUCUUGAAGAAGUUUCAGACAACUCAGAUGGCACCAAACGUGCUUCAGCAAUUAACAAAGCUGAAGCCGUAGAAAAGGAUUCAGCAUUGGAUGUUAAUAAGGUUCAGAGCACUUCCAAGAGUUCAGUUCCCCAACCAGCAACAAGCAACGCGAGCAUGAUACAUCCAGUGAGACCUGUGGAAGAAGACAGUACUGAAUGUGAUAGUGGGCUUGACAAUGCUAGUACUAGUAGCUUUGAGUUCCAUGGAGGUGAGAAGACGUCGACACAGAAUCCAGGAGUGGGGUAUUUCUCUAGACAGGCUUCCUCGAAGUGGAAUGAUGCUGAGAAAUGGAUUGUGAACCGGCAGAAUGUUAAUCAGAACAUCCCCAAGGGCACAUCACAGAAUCAGACCGUCCACCAGAUGAAUUCUGCUGCAGCCAGGGGCGUCAUUGUGCCCAAAAUUUCUGGUCGCCCUGUGCAGAAAAUGAAGAGAGUGAAUCCAACUCUGUCUGCUCCGCGCAGCAUAUUAGAGAGGUUAUCUUUUGCUUCGUAUCAGCCAAAGCUGGUUAGGCAUGCAGAUGUCUGUCCAGUUAGUAGUUCUAGUGCUACCCCGGAGUAUCACAAGGCAACUGAUACUGGUUCAUCAAUAGAAGUGAAGCCCUGCAAUGACCCGAAAGCUAUUCCAACAGUUCAGUCAGUGUCCCUGAGAGAUGUUGGCACAGAAAUGACUCCAAUACCUAGUCAGGAACCGUCAAGGACUGGAACUCCACUCGGGUCAAUGACACCAACUAGAAGCCCUAAUUGUUCAAUACCAUCAACUCCUGUAGGAGGGAGGUCAGUAGCAUCACCUGGAGAAGAAAACACAGAUGAUGGGCCAUAUUUCAACAGAAAAGGUGUCACACAUGGAAAUGAAUUGUCAGAUACUGAAAUGAGGCUCAAGACAAGGCAAGAAAUUGCCGCUCUUGGUAUACAGCUAGGAAAGAUGAACAUUGCUACAUGGGCCAGCAAAGAAGAGCUAGAACUAGUCUCUGCAGCACCGAGCAUUGCUGAUUUGGAGCGGAUGAAGAAGGAAUAUGCUGCCCGUGCUGCAUCAUAUGAGGAGGCGGAAAAUACUAAACAUACAGCAAGAUUCAAAAAGGAAGAGGUGAAGAUUGAGGCUUGGGAAAGUCGUCAAAGAGCAAAAAUUGAAUCCGAAAUGAGAAAAAUAGAGGAACAUGCUGAGAGAAUGAGAAGUGAGGCAAUGGCGAAGAUGGCUGAAAAGUUAGAGAUGACACACCGCAUUGCUGAAGUGAAACGAGCUUCAGCCAAUGCCAAAAUGAACCAGCAAGCAGCAAUAGCAGUUCAGAAGGCCGAGAAGAUCCGCCAAACAGGAAGAGUUCCAAGGUCAAAUAUCCUAUGCUGCAGUGGCUGCUUCUGUGAACCUUAGUAGAUAUUCAACAAAUAGUAUGUUGAAUGUAGUGGUGGAAAUAUAAGCUCCACCCUCUAAAUCAGCAUUCCUUGAUUUUAGUAUGAAAAUGGGAAUGUCUGAUUAGGUAUUCAGAUGCAAACACAUUCUCGUUUGUCAUGUAAAUUAUCCCAAUGUUUUUUUAAAAAAAUCUUGGCCAGUGUAAAAAGCACCAAGUUAAUUGUUGGUCGAUGAAGAAGAAGUUCUCAAUCCGUA
Messenger RNA from Setaria italica (foxtail millet), 2636 nucleotides. RefSeq lists its product as uncharacterized. The record is from RefSeq and is a predicted model, not a curated record. The transcript has 7 exons. Bases 876 to 2402 code for a protein of 508 amino acids. Lineage: Eukaryota; Viridiplantae; Streptophyta; Magnoliopsida; Poales; Poaceae.